UUGUAAGGUACAAUACACAACUUUGACACUCAGGAAAACAUUCAUCUUGCCAUAAUAACAAAAGCAGUAAUUAUACUGUAUUAAUUUGGCAGCAGGUCAACAAUUAUUCACACACAUUCACUGACAAUGUGCCAGAAACCAAGCAUGUUUUUCUGUAAACAAAUGAUAACUAAUAAAGGAUUAGCACUAAUAUUCUUCCUUAUCACUUAUCACUGUGCCAGACAGAGAAGGAAUAUAGCAUAGACAUUUCAGCUGUUGAGUGGAAAGGUAGCAAUCCACAGUGUGCCGUCUAAAUUAUCAUGGCUUCCCUGCUACAGGAUAUACUGUAUGAAGUCCAGGGCCAAGCCCCUGCUCCCAACAAAGACCUUCAUCACCUCGUCGUCAUGAAAACUCAGGUAAUACUAAGAUCCUGGAAGAUUUCUGUCCGUGCUGAGCACAGAAAAGUUUUGCCAAGAGAAGUAAAGAAAACCCACAGUGACUUUUUGGAGGACAUUGGCUUUCAGAAGCAGGUACAAAGGAUCUUCGGCAAAGAAACAAUAGAAUAUGUGCUCAGUACAUGCAGGGGAAACUGUGAUUUCAUAGUCCGGCUCCCAGAUGAUCUCAAAAUUCGUAUCUUCUCUUUUCUUGACACAAAUGAUAUCAAACAUAUGUCAGAAACAUGCAAAGCUUUUCAGAAGUUGUGCAGCAGUGAGGAGUUUUGGGAAAAAAUCAAAGCAAGGCAAGAGAAAAGUAUGAGCAAUGUUCCUCGGAUUGGCUUUCCAGGUUCUCUAAAGAUAAAAAAUACUAAGCAAAUGGCAGAGCGUUCAGCCUGGUUUCAGAGAAGAAGAAGAAGCACUUUGUUUUAAAGAAAAUCAAGAUUUCCAACAAGCACAAGUAAUAAAAUCCUUCAGACCGGCUCUAUCCUACAUUGUGGCUCCCCGAACCCUUCCACUUUCAUUUUAAUGUAGACCCCAAUCUUUUAUACUCUAUGUG
This is a messenger RNA of Xenopus laevis (African clawed frog), 972 nucleotides long. RefSeq names its product F-box only protein 36. Bases 300 to 845 code for a protein of 181 amino acids. The transcript has 4 exons. The record is from RefSeq and is a predicted model, not a curated record. NCBI's taxonomy places the organism in Eukaryota, Metazoa, Chordata, Amphibia, Anura, Pipidae.